Messenger RNA from Eptesicus fuscus (big brown bat), 1012 nucleotides. RefSeq names its product C-type lectin domain family 4 member E (gene CLEC4E). Gene Ontology annotation, cellular component: external side of plasma membrane. The record is from RefSeq and is a predicted model, not a curated record. Gene Ontology annotation, molecular function: carbohydrate binding. Gene Ontology annotation, biological process: antifungal innate immune response. The coding region runs from base 196 to 873 and encodes 225 amino acids. NCBI's taxonomy places the organism in Eukaryota, Metazoa, Chordata, Mammalia, Chiroptera, Vespertilionidae. The transcript is spliced from 6 exons.
CAAACAAAUUAAUAUUCUUAUGUCUUGAGGUUGAACUUCCUAAAAUACGGAUAAAGUGUUCAUUCUUCAAGAUUCCUUUCCCUUGAAACUUACCAACAAAAUACUCUUGGACUAAGAAACUGAGGAGAGAGAGAGAGAGAGAGAGAGAGAGAGAGAGAGAGAGAGAGAGAGAGAGAGAAAGUGAAAGAGAAAAAAAUGAAUUCAUCCAAAUCAUCUGCAUCACAGGGCACAGAGAGAGGAUGCUUCUCUUCCCAAAUCUUCUCAUGGACUGUUGCUGGAAUCUCUAUCAUACUACUCAGUGCCUGUUUUAUCACUAGAUGUGUUGUGACAUAUCACAUCUUUCAACUCUGUGCUGAGAAAAAGGUCCAGCCAUAUGAGGAGUUCGUGGAAUUCAACUGCUACAAUAAUGUAUCAGGUUCAGUCAAGAAUUGCUGUCCAUUGAGCUGGAUACAUUUUCAAUCUAGCUGCUACUUUUUUUCUACUAACACCCUAACCUGGUCAGAAAGUGUGAAAAACUGCUCAAGCAUGGGAGCUCAUCUGGUGGUUAUCAACUCAGAAGAGGAACAGGAAUUCCUUUUCCACACGAAACCUAAAAAUAGAGAGUUUUAUAUUGGACUAACGGACCAGGUGAUUGAUGGUCAAUGGAAAUGGGUAGAUGGCACACCUUUCACGGAGUCUCUGAGCUUCUGGGCUGAAGGGGAGCCCAACAACUUAGUUACAGUGGAGGACUGCGCCACCAUAAGAGACUCUAGAAACCCUAGGCAAAACUGGAAUGAUAUGGCCUGUUUCUUAAAUAUGUUUCGGAUUUGUGAAAUGCCAGCAAAAAAUAUUUUGAACAAAGAAAAGUCUUCAAGAACAGAAGGCGCAACUUAAAUGUAUAGGUGAGGAGGACCUGGAACAUGAACACAGCCGCAACUCCAACAUGAGCAACGUGUGCCUUGUACUUCAGAAGGGCUUCAUACGUGUUUGUUGCUUUGAUGUAAAUAAGAAUAAAUAUUUUUGAAUGUUAUUA